This is a messenger RNA of Parnassius mnemosyne (clouded apollo), 624 nucleotides long. NCBI's taxonomy places the organism in Eukaryota, Metazoa, Arthropoda, Insecta, Lepidoptera, Papilionidae. The record is from the annotation of a GenBank genome assembly.
AUGGAGUCUUCAAUCAAGGAGAGCAUGGCCGACCUAAUGGAGGCUUUUGUGGUCCAAGCACUGAGCAGUCUACAGCAGCAAAUGGAGCUCCUGGCUCAUACUGUUGAUCAAUUGGAAGUAAGGGGUCGCAGGAAAAUGCUUUUAUUUCAUGGUGUACCAGAGACCUCAAAAGAAGAUACUGCACUGGUUGUCACAAGAGUUCUUAAUGAUCAGCUGAAAAUACGUGACUGCUCAACCAGUGAUAUACGAAGGUGCCAUCGGAUGGGUCGUAAAGCUACCCCAAACAGACCACGACCUAUUCUUGUAAAGUUUCAAAACCUGAUAUUACGUGAUAAAAUAUGGUACUCCAAGACUCAGCUUAAGGGAUCAGGUGUCACAGUCUCUGAAUUUCUUAUUAAAUCAAGACACGAUGCAUUCAUGGCUGCUCGAGAUAAGUUUGGAAUUUCGAAUUGCUGGACUAAGGAUGGAUCUGUUUAUAUUCUCAGGCCUAAUGGUUCUCGUCUUCGGGUCCUUACAGUGAGCGAAGUUCAUAAGACUGACCAAUGCCAAGAUGCCUCAGCUAAAGUGAUUGAAAAGAAACCAGCAUCCACAAAGACCAAGAGAGGGGCCGCAGUUAAGAAAUGA